Acromyrmex echinatior (Panamanian leafcutter ant) is the source of this 1579-nucleotide messenger RNA. RefSeq names its product methionine aminopeptidase 1D, mitochondrial. Lineage: Eukaryota; Metazoa; Arthropoda; Insecta; Hymenoptera; Formicidae. Gene Ontology annotation, molecular function: metalloaminopeptidase activity. Gene Ontology annotation, biological process: proteolysis. The record is from RefSeq and is a predicted model, not a curated record.
GCCAUUUAAUACUGCAAAUGCUUCGAAAAUUGAUCAAUUGGAAGAAAGAAUUUUACUUACUGACAAAUCAAAAAAUGCUUCGGAACAUUUGUAGCAUUAAAUGUCCAUAGCCAUAGAUAUAGAUGUUAUAUACGUUGUGUGGCUGUGACAGAUUUCUUAACCUGAAUAAUCAAUUUUAAUCAUUUUGACUUAAAUCGAGAUUAAUAACUUGGUUUGCAGUACAGAGUGACGCUUUUUUCAGUCAAAUUCAUUCGUUUCCAACAAAAACACGUCGAAUGAACCUAAUUUCAUCGAUUUCUGAGUUGACGUGGUUAAAGUAAAUAAUUACUCGACACGAAUCAGCUGACUCUAAGAGAAGAUAAACUAAUUUUCAUUGGAAAAGGAACAAAAAAGUGGCUCUCUUUCUUGAGAAGACUCUAGUUCGAUUUUCAGACGAUAACAAUUUGGAACUUUGAUCUUUAUAAGAGAGAUCGGCAAAUUAACCAGGAGAUAUAUAAGAAUUAUCCAAAAUAAAUAUCGUGGAACAUGCGUUCGACCAAGGGUAUUGUUCAAAUGGUACAAGCCUCUAAAACGUAUCUUUCAAACUUUCUUAAGACCAUGUCAGAGUUUGGAGAAAAACACAGAUUUGUUGAUAUCCGUAAUGAUAAUUCUUUUGGAAAGUACGCUAUAGUCCAACCUUGGAUAGUUUCUGAAAAAGUUACUGUACCUGCAUACAUACCCCAGCCAUCCUACAGUCAGUCUAUGAUACCCAAAAAAGGGCCAACAAUGCCUGAGAUCAAAGAUGAAUAUCAAAUAGAAUGUAUGAGGCACAGUUGUAAACUUGCUAGUCGUAUUCUGCGUCAAGCUGGCACAUUAAUUGAGCCAGGUAUUACAACUGAUUUUCUUGACAAACAAGUACAUGAUAUGAUCAUUGGUAACGGAGCUUAUCCCAGUCCACUUAACUACCAUGGCUUUCCCAAAUCUAUAUGUACAAGUGUUAACAACAUCGCUUGCCAUGGUAUUCCAGACAAUAGGCCUUUACAAGAAGGUGAUAUACUCAAUGUUGAUAUAACAGUAUAUCUUAAUGGUUAUCAUGGCGAUUGUUCAGCUAUGUUUCAAGUGGGUGAAGUAGACUCGGAAGGCAAACGAUUGAUAACAGUCACAGAAUUAUGUUUAAAGUCAGCUAUUGAAAUAUGCAAACCAAAUGAGCAUUUUUGUAAUAUUGGUAAUGUGAUAGAAAAGACAGCAAAUGAACAUAAUUUGAAUGUAAUACCCGCAUUUUUGGGUCAUGGUAUUGGAACUUACUUUCAUGGUGCUCCAGACAUUUAUCACUUUGCAAAUAAUUUUCCUGCGAGAAUGAAAGCAGGUAUGACAUUUACUAUCGAGCCAGCUUUGAGUCAAGGAACAAUAGAGACCAUAAUUCUAGAAGAUGGAUGGACAGUUUGUACAGUCGACGAUUCUAGGACAGCUCAAGUCGAACACACAAUUUUAAUAACAGAUAUUGGAUGCGAAAUACUAACGCUUUAGUUUCUGAUUAGUAUCAUUUAUUUAUACAACAAAGGAUCCAUUGAAUAUAUGUAUUAUUUUUAAUGUAUAUAAA